This is a messenger RNA of Saccostrea cuccullata (small rock oyster), 1083 nucleotides long. RefSeq lists its product as uncharacterized. The transcript is spliced from 4 exons. NCBI's taxonomy places the organism in Eukaryota, Metazoa, Mollusca, Bivalvia, Ostreida, Ostreidae. The coding region runs from base 171 to 1043 and encodes 290 amino acids. The record is from RefSeq and is a predicted model, not a curated record.
GAAGGGGUUCUAACCAGUGGAGUUAUUGUCAAUCACAAUUCCUGGGAAAGACCAGGUGUGUCUGUUUUUGCUGAUAGAGGGCAUGCACAUGGUAAAGUGAACUAUAUAUAUAUUUAUAAGGAACAGCAGGUAGUUAAACUCAGAUUAGUGUGUACAAGACCAAUAGAAACAUGAUGUAUUGGAUGCUGAUUUUUCUCCUUCUUCAACCUUCAAACUCAUUUAUUAUAAGUGAUCUCCACACUUCUAGCUGUCCGCAUUACACCACAGUUUCCUCUUUCCUGAGCCACAUUGGGGUCAAUAUUCAUACAUCCGGGACAUUUGGUGUUAGUGACCUAGAUGUGACACACGACCCUAAGAGAUCAUCAUGCACCGUGCUUAAGGCAAAUUACGCCAAAGGAAGCCACUCACAUACGCGUGAUAGAACGAGAGGAGCACAAUUCUUUAUCACGCCAUCUGGCUAUCCAAAUGGUGCCACUGACGUCACUUUGAGCUAUGACGUAUACUUUCCGAGUUCAUUUUCAUGGGUGAAGGGCGGGAAACUUCCCGGUACUUAUGGUCACAGCACCCAUUGCUCUGGAGGACGGGAUUCAAAUCACUGCAUAUCCACCCGGUUUAUGUGGCGAGCUAACGGUGCAGCGGAAUUGUAUUUAUAUUUCCCCAAAAGCUCGCAGCCAAAUUUCGAUACUUGGGCUAAACACCAGAACGCAGAAAUCGUAACAAAUGACAAUUAUGGGGUUUCCAUACGCUCUCCAAAUUUUGUCUUACAUCAUAACCAGUGGAUAAAUUUGAAACAACAAAUCCACCUUAAUUCAGUCCGCAGUAGUGGCCACGGAAAUGCAGAUGGGUGGAUCAAGGUUUUUGUAAAUCAUGCGUCUAGUCCUGUCAUGUCAAUUCAAGAUGUUGUUUUACGGAAAUACGAUGACGUCAGAAUUGAUGGCAUCUUCUUCUCUACCUUCUUUGGCGGCCAUGAUGACUCGUGGGCGUCAGCGCACGAUACCUAUACUUUGUACAAAAAUUUCCAGAUUUCUGUGGGUCACCAUUAAAUCUAAAUACAAUAAAGUAGGUUUAAAAUUAUUCUAUUCA